Plasmopara halstedii is the source of this 240-nucleotide messenger RNA. RefSeq lists its product as uncharacterized. Lineage: Eukaryota; Oomycota; Peronosporomycetes; Peronosporales; Peronosporaceae. The record is from RefSeq and is a predicted model, not a curated record. The coding region runs from base 1 to 240 and encodes 79 amino acids. The transcript has 4 exons.
AUGAGUGAUGCAUUGAUUUGUGAAGUGAAAUGGGGUCAAAGUAAUGAUGCAUGCUUCAAUCACAACCUUGAGCGAACGACGUUGAUGUCCAAGGCUUGUGUAAUGGGCCCGGAUUUAGUACACGUUCUGACUCCCAGUCAACAACUAACUAUUUAUUGGUGGUGGGUGGUGCACGCCCUUAUUACAAAACUUCUUAGAAACCUGGCUGUAGACAAUCUUUCAGUCGUACUAAAAUCUUGA